Messenger RNA from Polyodon spathula (Mississippi paddlefish), 3083 nucleotides. RefSeq names its product forkhead box protein D2-like. The transcript is spliced from 2 exons. Gene Ontology annotation, molecular function: RNA polymerase II cis-regulatory region sequence-specific DNA binding; DNA-binding transcription factor activity, RNA polymerase II-specific. Lineage: Eukaryota; Metazoa; Chordata; Actinopteri; Acipenseriformes; Polyodontidae. Gene Ontology annotation, biological process: regulation of transcription by RNA polymerase II; anatomical structure morphogenesis; cell differentiation. The record is from RefSeq and is a predicted model, not a curated record. Bases 288 to 1190 code for a protein of 300 amino acids.
UCCAAGCUCCGACUGAUUGCAAAGGGCGCUUUAAAAAAAGUCUCAUAUACACUUUUACAGCGAGUGGAGCCUCCUGAAGGAACACGGGAGGAGACGCCCAUUGCUGCGCUUCUUUCGAGAGAAAAAAGAAUAUCAGCUUUUGUUUUCUGCAGCAGAAAUUGCAACUUUUAGUUGUUUGAUCAUUUUGGUUUGAUAAAAAAAACUCACAGAAGGACCAGGAUUUCUGUUGUUAUUGUUGUUGGUGAUAGUGGAAGGGGAACGCACUUUCAAGGGGAGUGAUUCCAACAAUGACUUUAGGAACAGAAAUGUCAGACAAUUCCGCUUUUUCAGAGGAUGUGGACAUCGACGUGGUUGGCGACAUGAGCGUUAAAGAGGGGAAGUAUCACGAUUUUCAUUCGGACAACGACUCGGAUGAUAACCUGUCCAGGAACGCGGGAGAGAACGCCUGUUCCCCGGGCCUGAGCAGCGGUUCAGACUCCAACCCGUUCCGUGGAGAAGAGAAGACGGGCAAAAACACUUUGGUGAAGCCCCCUUACUCUUACAUCGCCCUCAUAACCAUGUCUGUCCUGCAGAGCCCCAAGAAGAGGCUCACUCUGAGCGAGAUCUGCGAGUUCAUCAGCAACCGCUUCCCCUACUACAGAGAGAAGUUCCCCGCCUGGCAGAACUCCAUCCGCCACAACCUGUCCCUCAACGACUGCUUCGUGAAGAUCCCGCGGGAGCCCGGGAACCCUGGCAAGGGCAACUACUGGACCCUGGACCCGGAAUCGGCGGACAUGUUCGACAACGGCAGCUUUCUGCGGAGGAGAAAACGCUUCAAGAGGCACCAGUCUACUGAAAUGCUGCGGGACCCAAACAGCUUCCUUCCAGGAUUUGGAUAUGUGCCUUACGGGUAUAAUUACGGCAUCCAGCUGCCGAACUUCCACCCCCACCACCACGGCACGGCUUUCCAGUUCCAGCCCCCGCACUGCGCAAUGCCGUCCCCGGCUUCCCUGUUUCCAGCCCCGCACAUGCCUUCUCUCCUGGGCAACGAGCUUGCUAGAAAACCUUUCUACCCCCAGCUGAGCCCAACUCUGCCCAGUUUGCAGCCUCUAAAAGUAGACAGCAACAACCAGACGAGGUCUUCUUUUUCUAUAGACAACAUCAUAGGGGUGUUUCAAGUCGGGAAUCACGUGGCUUGCUUCGCAGAUUGAUGCUGGAUUCACCUGAUAAGCCGCCCAGUCUCGGAUGAAAGUAAACAGCAGGGACAGAAGGUCGGGUUGCAGGGCUGGCUAUGAAACAUCAACAAGAGUACAGAGACCCACGCAGUUCAGACUCCACGCGGAUUUCCAGUGUCUGGAGAGGGCAACAACUCAACUAAAGAUAUCGGCGUAAUGAUGCACAUAUGUAAAUACUGGCAACCUCAAACCUUUAAAACAAGGACGGCUUACUAUGUUGUAAAUACUGCAUAUAUUUCACCUGGAAAUGUGUGAUUGAAUUAUGUAUCAGGCUUGUAGUCAGCAUUAACUAAAAUAGCAGCAACUAAACAAUAAUGGCAUUCCCAGCGGCCACUGUGUUGACGUUCCUCCGAGCAAGGUGGUCCAGUCACGUCGCAAGUUGUAAUUCUCUUUUGAAAUAUAUAAUGCUGUAAAUUGGCUGUGUAGUUUGUUCCCACACGACAACAGUCAUGUUUAGAGCACAGAGGGUUAAAUAAGUUAUCAAAACAGGAACUAUAAACUGCUCAAUAAAAUCCUCGCAGGUUUGUCCCUUCCUGUCGCACAACUUAUCCCCUAAGUGACAGGUCUAAUUAACCCGGUUAUUAGGCAUUGACCUUCAAUUAAGCCGCCGCGACAGAUUAAUUAAAGCUGUUGCCACAACGCAAAUACAGCUAAUGACCCCUUAAAUAGCCAUGGAGACAGAAAUGUAACAAUAAAGGGUUGCUCACAUUUGUCGUUGAGGUCUUUAUGGGGGGGAGAGUCUCACAGCAGCGAGGUGAACUCAUUCCAGACCAGGGGACCUCAGAUCUUCAGUGCAUUAGUGUGAGAAGCAACGAACCAGACUGUCAGGACUGAGACUGCAUUACCUCCAGCAAAAAGGUGAAGUGUGGAAAAGUAUAUUUGUCGUCCACGUGGAAAGUUAUUCAUUCUUACAAUUCCACAAAUAUCAAUUAAUUAAUUUAUUUGUUUAAUUAUUUAACCAGGAGAUUUAACACUUGAUAGCGAGUCCUCAUUUACAAGGGGAUCCUGGAAAACAACAAAACAGACAAUUGCAAUGUAUAAAAGAUAUUGCAAUGUACAAACAACAAACUAAAACAUGUGUGGUUCAAACUGAAUCAGCAGCAUCAUACCAAGAUCAAAGGAUAUAACAAACAAGACAGAUCUAUUUGUUAAUGUUGACUGAAGGAGAAUCAUUGGUAGCAGGCUCAAAGCAAUUCCCAAAUACGACCUUUAAAACAAACAAACAAACAAACAAACAAAACAUAUCAUACAUUUAACUAAGCCUUGCAUACCGUCCAGGUUCUCAAAGUAAACCAAAGCUAUCUGGACCACAUGGUUAUACAAAACAGCACAGUUCUGCUGAAAAUAGGAAGCUUUACAUUCCACUAUACAAACUCUGGUAGUUCUGGAACCUCAGCGAACAUUCUGUCACCCCCCCCCCCCUCUGCCAAUCAGAUCAUUUAAUUCUCAACAGGAAUGGAAGCAUUCUGUAUUCACUGUCUGAGCACAAGGGAACAACAGACUGGAAAGCCUUGUUAGAGGGUCAGUGUACCUUAAAUCAACCUGCCACCACUGGCUGGACAUCUAAUACCAUUGCCUUCUCCCCAUUCCCGAGACCUGGUGAGCACUGAAAAGCAAGGGUGAUGGAAAGAAUUACAUUGUAACCACUCUAUUAGGCAUACACUGUAUGAAAUACCUCUUUGCGUUUUAUGAAUUUGCCUGUGUUUAAGUAAAAAGUGCAUCACUCAGUAGAUUAUUUGCAUUGUUACAAUAGCAUAUUUUUGUGAUAGUGAAAUUGUUUUCAUAGCUGGGGUUUAGAGCUUAAAGAACGAAAGCCUCCUGUUUGGUUUCCAACAGACUCUCAAUCUAUCUCCUACACUCUUUGUUAAA